GGUGACACCUAGUGGCGAUUAUUUGCAGACGACAAGUCGUCGCCAUCAUUUAGCGUUACCCUUUAACUGUCUCACCGGCGUCUCCGAAAAACCAGUGUCACUUGUGACAAACAAAUCUUGAUCAUCUGAAACAAUUAUUAUUUCUCAGGACUCGGACGAGCGCUUCCUCAUACGUCACCGACAGGCGACCAAUGGCAGCGUUCAUUUUCAGAGCUUACCCACCGCGAGGUAGAAGAAUGUAAUUCUACUCAGAAGCUUUUCUUUGCUGGUAAUCAUCUUAUUUGGCGACACAGUGCAGGGAGGACUUCACUGAGAAACAGUAUUUCGGAUGAAUGAGACCUGCAUGUAGCCGUGUGCUCGACAGGUGUAGCGUCCUUGUGCUGUUUUUCACGAAAUACUUUAGCUGCUCCUUGGGGUGACAAGCACAUCGUGCUCACAAAUGACUGAUCCCCAGCAAAGACAUGCAAUAACUUGGACCUCGCAGCUGUGGAGACAUUAUCGCCAUGAAAGGCUUCAGCUCCAGAUUGGGCUUUUCGCUGGGCUUCAUUUUAGGGGCCUGCAGUACGUACUUCUUCCUUCACCAGGUGUGGUUUGAGAGAAGUUACCCUGUUCUGUCAGGAGCUCAGGAAAAAGUCACUGCUGUAAGGGAGAGGCCGACCAGCUGGAGGAAGGAGGGAGCUGCUGUUAAGAAUCUGCACCUUCCUCACCGUACAGAUGAAGACAGCCAGGUGGCAGAUAUGUUGUAUCAGAAAGUACGUGUUCUCUGUUGGGUGAUGACGGGGCCGUAUAACCUGCAGAGCAGGGCCCAACAUGUCAGGGCUACCUGGAGUCGGCACUGCAACAUCGUCGUGUUCAUGAGCUCUGUGGACGACCCUGACUUCCCCACUGUGGGCCUGGGGACAAAGGAGGGCCGUGACCAGCUCUACUGGAAGACCAUUCGAGCGUUCCAUUAUGUCUACGAACACCACGGGAAUGAAGCAGACUGGUUCUUAAAAGCGGAUGAUGACACCUAUGUGGUAGUGGACAACCUGCGCUGGAUUCUGUCCAACCACUCCUCCGAAGAACCAAUCUAUUUUGGCAAGCGCUUCAAACCUUAUACCAAACAAGGCUACAUGAGUGGGGGAGCAGGUUAUGUACUCAGUAAAGAAGCCCUCAAAAGAUUUGUGGAAGGCUUUCGAACCAAAGUUUGCACACACACGACCCCUGUGGAAGACCUAGCUCUCGGUCAGUGUUUGGAGAAGAUGGGUGUUCUGGCAGGAGAUUCCAGAGACACUUUGCAACGAGAAACUUUUCACCCAUUUGUGCCAGAGCACCAUCUUACUGGCAAGUUCUCCAAGAGCUUCUGGUACUGGAGCUAUUGCUACUACCCAAUUGUUGAGGGUCCGCAGUGCUGCUCAGACCUGGCUGUAUCGUUUCAUUAUAUCGAAGCAGAGCUGAUGUACGUGAUGGAGUACUACACCUACCACCUAAGAGCGUAUGGUUAUAUUCCACGCUACCAGCCCUCUUUACGUCAUGGUUUGAAUGUCAGCCCACACUCGCAGACGGCUGUAACAGCGGGACUUAAAGCAGUUCGAGGGGUGAAGGACGGAAAGAAUCGCACAACUGUUGCCUUUUCUCUCAAUGGAAACCAAACCAAAGAGGAUACGGUGACAGAGGAAAAGGAGACGGAGAAUUUAAACUCCCAUCUCACUGUGAACAGGACUGCAGUCGAAUAAAACGCUGUAUUGUAUUAGCUGUGUUGUGUUUUUAGAUGGUACUGAAUGUGUUUUAACUGCAGUGUGUCUGAUCGCCAUCAGAAACUACAUCAGGAGCACCUGUGGCUACUUUCCUUCUGUGAUUAGUCAAGAAGAACUGUGGUGAAAAGUAUGACUUUUUCAGAUAACCCUUUUACUGCGCACUAACAACUCUUUUCUGCUGAGUAUGACAACAUGAGUGAGUUGUUAAAGAUAAGAGAUGUUUGAGUGGAGGCUACAUGUGUCUCAGCUGUGUUCAAACAAUAUGAACAUCUGGUUUAGCCUUAAUUAUAUUUGACAUCAUCAGUGUUUGAAUUUAUUGUCACAGCCAAUGUGCUUGGAGUUAUGCAGGAAAAAGCAAUAGAUGUAUGACAUUUAUUAUUAAUUGUGAGUAAUUAAGUAAUUUGGCAUAAAAUGCUUCAAGUUAAUAAAUUAAUUUUGUUUAAAUUUCGUUUGUAACUCAAUCUAAUUAACACACGCUUUAAAACCAGAGCCAGGAUGUUUGAUAUGAUGUUUGU
Molecule: messenger RNA, 2251 nt
Organism: Maylandia zebra (zebra mbuna)
Lineage: Eukaryota; Metazoa; Chordata; Actinopteri; Cichliformes; Cichlidae
Gene: c1galt1la
Product: core 1 synthase, glycoprotein-N-acetylgalactosamine 3-beta-galactosyltransferase 1, like a
Cellular component (GO): membrane
Molecular function (GO): N-acetylgalactosaminide beta-1,3-galactosyltransferase activity
Source: RefSeq, a predicted model, not a curated record